AUGGAGACCAGUGGCGAGUUGACACACGCGUCCUUCGUUGACCAGCUCACUAGUUCCCCCACCACUGACACACAAAAGGCUUGGCACAUCUCCUCCAUGCUAUUAAGCUUCCGGCGGCCGGCGCGACCAGUGGAACUCGCAUUCCGAUGCACGCUUUUCCGAGCAACGCCAGAGUUGAUAGAAUAUCUGUGUUGCAUUCCAAAUUCUCCUAUUCUUUUAACUCCCAGCUACUAUGUCACUUUGUCAUCCUUUGGAUACCUUGCAAUUGCCGAAUUCUUCUCAAAUUCAAGUGUCGAUUUGGAUUUUCUGCCUCGUUUAAAGUUCGAUUUGGAGUUCAUGACUUAUUUUAGGAAAAGGAAGAGGACAACAAUGAAGGAAGUGUUCUUGCAGGAGUCAAAAAAGAGAGCAAAGGGAGAUAACCAAGAGGUGAUUCCGUAUUAUUAUGCUGAGGCAUGUGUUCAAGAUAAUGAAUCGAGCAAGGGCUUCACAACAAGAUUUCUUGCCAACAGUGUAGAGUCAAAUAUAAAAGACACCAAUGAAGAAAGAUGUUCCUCCGCAACAGGAUACCAAGAUUUCCCUCCUCAUCAUCUUCAGAAUUUCUUUCCAGCAAUGCUAGAGCACCAAAAAGUGAAGGCUUAUCCGUUUCAAGAGGUGGAUAGUCAUAGUACACUGCAACUACCUGUAUUUGCCACGGAAGCUCCAUUUAGUGAAGGAACUUGGGCCAAAGGAACAAGCUUCCCUGCAUCAUCUAGCUUGAAAUUGGAAAGCCAGAAUGCACAUCCAGCAAAACAAGUUGAGACUGCAGUUCAUCCUUCUGAAACUAUGGUUGAAGCUGUAAAGGACAUAGAAAGUACUCAGGCAGUGGCAAAUAGAGAGUCUUUUGUAAAUCUGCUGAUAGGAAUGACAAGAAAAGGUCAACUAGUAAUGCAUAAGCUAUUAGAAAAUGUUGCUGAGGAAUACAAACGGAUACCUUCAGCUGACAUGGAGAUAGGUCUUGAGCUUCUAAAGAGUCAAAAUGCCACAGAGUUACCAAAGGAGUAUCCGAAUGAUCAAGAUGGCACAGAGAUACCAGAAGAGCUUCUGAAUAAUCAAGAUGCCACAGAGAUGGGAAAAGGGCCUCUGAAUAAUCAGGAGCUUUUGAUAUCAAAUUCUCUUGCUUCUGUUCAGAAUCCACUGGCUAGAACUUCAGCUAAUUUAAAAUUUGAUGUGAAGGAACAUAGUCAGAAUGGACACUUCACGACUUCAAAAGUUCGUGAUGCUGCUUGCUCUUUUACAACACAGGGGCAGACUAAAAGAGAUAACAAGUCAACCCCCUCAAAGCUACACCUAAAAUGUAAUGAUAAGCGAAAAACUGAUGUUAAGGAAAAGCACAAAACUGCUGAUAAAAUCGGCAACAGUUCCCUUAUGUCAUCUCAAGACCAACUGGAGCAUAGGGUCCUACCAAACUUUGAAUCAUUCGUUGUGGAAGAAGAAGAAGGUUCAGGUGGCUACGGCACAGUUUAUAGGGCAAAAAGAAAGACCGAUGGAGUUACAUUCGCCAUUAAAAGUCCACAUGUUAAUGCUAACAGAAAUCAUGUUCAUAAUGAGGUGAAGAUGUUGGAGAGAUUUGGGGGAAAGAACUUUGUGAUCAGAUAUGAAGGUUCAAUCAAGAGAGGGAAUGUUGACUGCCUUGUCUUAGAACAUGUAGAGCAUGACCGGCCUGAGGCAUUAAAGAAAGAGAUCGAUAUCUGCGAACUUCAAUGGUAUGGUUAUUGUAUGUUUAGAGCCCUUGCUGCCCUUCACAAGCAGGGCAUUGUGCAUAGAGAUGUUAAACCUGGAAACUUCCUUUUCAACCGCAAGGCCUGUAAAGGUUAUCUGAUUGAUUUUAAUUUAGCCAUGGACCUGAACCAUAAAUACUUUAACCCUGGUAAAUCAAAGGAAGACCAUGAUAUGAAUCGGAAGCAUGUCCCCACAUCUCAUGCCAAACCUCUACCACCUAUGAAGAGCAAGAGAAUUCUGACACCGGAAAAUACAAGAGAAGCUAAUCAUGGCCAUGGAAAAGUAUCAAAGCUUGCAUUUGGCAAGGAUACAAAGAAGAGGUUUGAAAAUUAUAAUCGCAAUGCUGAGGUUAGCACACGGAGUAUAAUCAAAAGCCAAGGUGCAGAAGGAUCUGGUAUAACCUCGGCAAAAGAUGCAACAAGUACAAAAACCCCAUCUACUGAGAAGUUCAGAGAACCCCUACCUUGCCAAGGUAGGAAGGAGCUGAUCAACCUGGUGCAGGAAGCAUUGCAGGGUGCGAAUCGAGAAGGAGGAAAUGUUACUGUUUCCAGAAGAAAGAGGGUAGCUGCACCUCCUGGCAAAGGGGACCAUAAGUUUGUUUAUCUGACUCCUAUGCCACUGCAGUCAGCAGGUGGAGUUGUUGGUGGUGCGGGGUUAUUAAAAAGUAAAGGGGACGGAAAAGUUAAGCGAGAAGGUCCAUGUGUUGGAACUAAGGGCUUCAGGGCUCCAGAGGUUUUAUUCAGAUCUCUGCACCAGGGACCCAAGAUAGAUAUGUGGUCUGCAGGAGUCACCUUGCUCUAUCUGAUGCUUGGACGGGCACCUUUUGUUGGCGACCCUGACCAGAACGCGAAAGAGAUUGCCAAGCUGAGGGGCAGCGAAGAUCUUUGGGAAGUGGCCAAGUUACACAAUUGCGAAUCUUCAUUCCCAAUGGAGCUAUUUGACAUAAAAUUCUUGCCGUCCAUGAAAUUGCAAGAUUGGUGCAAGCUGAACACUCGAAGACCUGAUUUCCUUAAGGUUAUCCCGAGUUCUCUCUUCGAUCUUGUGGACAAGUGUUUAACUGUAAAUCCUAGACAGAGAAUUAGCGCAGAAGAAGCUUUAAGACAUGAGUUUUUCAAUCCAUGUCAUGAGGCUCUUAGAAAACAUAGGUUAUUAAGACAAGGGGUUAACCUUGAUGAUCCUAGAUCCUCCUCAAAUCAAGUGCUAGGACACUCCCAAACAUGUAAAGAAGUCUCGUGA
Molecule: messenger RNA, 2994 nt
Organism: Oldenlandia corymbosa var. corymbosa
Lineage: Eukaryota; Viridiplantae; Streptophyta; Magnoliopsida; Gentianales; Rubiaceae
Source: the annotation of a GenBank genome assembly